Messenger RNA from Conger conger (European conger), 3352 nucleotides. RefSeq names its product V-type proton ATPase subunit C 1-A-like. NCBI's taxonomy places the organism in Eukaryota, Metazoa, Chordata, Actinopteri, Anguilliformes, Congridae. The record is from RefSeq and is a predicted model, not a curated record. Bases 190 to 1329 code for a protein of 379 amino acids. Gene Ontology annotation, molecular function: proton-transporting ATPase activity, rotational mechanism. The transcript has 13 exons. Gene Ontology annotation, cellular component: vacuolar proton-transporting V-type ATPase, V1 domain; lysosomal membrane. Gene Ontology annotation, biological process: proton transmembrane transport.
UUUGAUCAGCUGACUGUAGUGUGGCGCUGUCUUGAAAUACCGGGCUAACAAAAAUAUUGAUUGACAGUUAUGAUUUGAACAUUAUAGCUGUCAUUUACCACUAUCGUCCCAUAUUCACACCCAGCGUUUCACUGUAAUUCAGUAUCCUCUCUAGUUCCUCCGCCCGAUCCACCUGACCUGUCUGCAGUGAUGAGCGAGUUCUGGCUGAUCUCUGCGCCCGGGGAGAAGACCUGCCAGCAGACCUGGGACACCAUGAUGCACCGCAGCACCAACCUGUCCACCAACAACAAGUUCAACAUCCCUGACCUCAAGGUGGGGACGCUGGAUGUCUUGGUCGGACUGUCUGACGAGCUGGCCAAGCUGGACUCCUUUGUUGAGAGUGUGGUGAAGAAGGUGGGCCAGUAUAUGGCAGACGUGCUGGAGGACAGCCGAGACAAAGUGCAGGAGAACCUGCUGGCCAACGGAGUGGAUCUGGUCACCUACAUCACACGGUUUCAGUGGGACAUGGCAAAGUACCCCAUUAAACAGUCACUGAAGAACAUCUCUGAAAUCAUAUCCAAACAAGUAUCUCAGAUCGACAAUGACCUGAAGGCCAGAGCGUCGGCCUACAACAACCUGAAGGGGAACCUGCAGAACCUGGAGCGGAAGAAUGCGGGGAGCUUAUUGACCAGAAGUCUGGCUGAUAUUGUGAAGAAAGACGAUUUUGUGCUGGACUCCGAGUACCUUGUUACAAUGCUGGUGGUUGUACCAAAGACAAGUUAUGCUGACUGGCAGAAGACAUACGAAACACUUGCAGAAAUGGUGGUGCCUCGAUCCACUAGCCUGCUGUUUGAGGACAUGGAGAGUGGCCUCUUCAGCGUCACCCUCUUCAGGAAGGCCAUCGAUGACUUCAGACACAAGGCCAGAGAGUACAAGUUUACUGUAAGGGACUUCCAGUACAAUGCGGAAGAGAUGAAAGCUGACAAAGAAGAAAUGACACGGCUCUCAACAGACAAGAAGAAGCAGUUUGGUCCGCUGGUGCGGUGGCUGAAGGUGAACUUCAGCGAAGCCUUCAUUGCCUGGAUCCACAUAAAAGCACUCCGGGUUUUUGUGGAGUCUGUCUUAAGGUAUGGGCUGCCUGUCAACUUCCAAGCCAUGCUUCUGCAGCCGAACAAGAAGAAUAUGAAGAAGCUGCGGGAGGUCCUCUACGACCUGUACAAGCACCUGGACAGCAGCGCAGCUUCCAUCAUCGAUGCGUCCAUGGACAUCCCGGGUCUGAACCUGAGCCAGCAGGAAUACUAUCCGUAUGUGUACUAUAAGAUUGACUGCAAUCUGCUGGAUUUCAAGUAGAGCAAUACUCAUCCCCCUUCCCCCGCAAUCCAUCCCAUACUUAAAAAAAACAAACAAAUUUAUUUACAACCCCCUCUUUUCUCUCUGCCCUCUCUCUUUCUCCUCCUCCUUUUGUUUGCCAUGCUGAAAAUAGAGUGAUUCGCCCCCCAAUCCUUCAUCGUCAUUCCUUCCGCUAUCUGAGCAAGGGGAGGGGGCAACUGUGUUGUACCAGUUAUUUUGAUAGAUAUUUUGUUUCUGCUAGGCUUUUUAAAUACAUUUUCCCCCUUACACUCAAUGUUUAGCUAAUAUGGUAGGCCUGUAUGGCUAGUUCAACUCUGCCUCAGUGAACAUAUUGACUGGCCACCUGGUGGCAAUAUAGUGCACAUGACAAAAUGUCCAAAAAGUCCAACUCCUAUGCCUCUAAGAUUUACAGUAUUUGGCACAUGGGUCCCUCUGGAAAUCAAGUCACAAAGCCUGUCAUAUUUGAUUUUCUGGAAUUCUUUUGGAAAACACAAUGAAUAUUCUACAAAAAUAGUUUGUUUUGCAGUCUUCUGCAAAUAUUUGACAUGGGGCAUCAAUGGAUAGAAAUGACUUUCAGUUUUAUCAAAGGAUGGCCACUUUACAAGCCAAAGUGCUCCAGUGAUGAAGUUCCUCAUUUGGCACCCUGCAGUUUGUGUACCCUAAGGGUAACCGCCUUCUUGGGAUAUUAGUAAGCCAUUUUCAUAUUUGCAGGGCUGCUGCAAUUGAACCACACUAUUACGAGAGCUGGACCAGGGAGACAGAACUAUGGGCCCUUUACUAGUGUCCAGAGAUAUGUAUUUCAGAGUCAUUCAGGGUGCAGUAUGGGUCAUGUGAAUCCCUGGGGCACUUUAAAACUACUUCUAUGGGACAACCUUGAACCCUUACUUGAGCGACUUUGGGAUGGGGGGUAUGCCUUGGUAUUCACCAUAUUGGUCCUUCACCAUACUGUAUUUUCUGCCAUUUAAAAUUGGUGUGAAAAACACUAAAAUGCUUCUCCUUCUACAAAAAUAAACUAAUUUGAACAAGAUCAGGCAUGGUGCAUAUAUGAACUUCUCUCUAUGCAGGUCUUAUAUUUCUUGUGAUUUUGUCCAAAGAUGGCGAAGUGACAAGCCAAUGAACUUGCAUUUUGCUGUAGCGUAUCACAAAAAAACUUAUAAAUCCAAAAUGGUUUCACCUAUACAAAACUUGGUAGGUGUAUUCACAUGCUCAUGAAGACUCCCACCCCAUGGCAAUUGCCUAAUCAGAUGACAUGGCUGUGCUAUAGAGCUCAAUAUUUUAUUACAAAUAUUUUAAAAUUCCAUUGGUCCAUUCCCAUCAGCAGGAGUACGGGGAGAGUGUAACGGCUAUGCUAUAUGUUUUGUGUUUUUCUUUAAUCUGUUUACAGUUUAUGUAUCUUAAUAACAUGAUCAAGUAAUUUAAAUAUGUGCUCAGAGAAUCAAAGUAUUGUGUCACUUUGUCAUUAUCAAGAGUUGUGCAUUCUAAUCAUUCCACUUCUGCAGUGCUGCGGCAUUGCCGAGUUGAAGGAUGAUCCGUUUACAGACAUUCUUUAAAUAUUCUUUCCCCCCUGGAAAGGGAAGUUACAGUGUGUUGGAUUUUAUUCCUGCAGUGUGAUUGGCUAUAGCAGAUUUAGCCUGUUGUGGAGUUGAGUAUGAUGAACAGUUGAGUUGGCCUGACUUGAGCCCCACCUACACAAGAUUAUGAUUCAUCGGAACUUAACUAAACACUGGAAAAUCACGUCCCUACAAUUGGCAACAUGUCUAGCAUUAGUGUCAGCCUGGUCAGGCUCAUCGUGCUGUAGCAGAGCCUGGUAGGUGAAGCCAUUGUUUAUGUGAGGGGGAGGGUCUUUUAUCCUGUACUCAACACAUUUGCUGCCUCUCAUAAGUCGUGGUUCACUUAAAUGGCAAAUUGUUUUACAAUGAAGCAAUAUGUGUGUUGUCUCAAUCUGUAUAUUUGGUGUGUAAAGGAAUACAUGUGCAAGUACUAUCUAUACCAUGGAUAAAAAUAAAUUAAAUGGAUAUAUUAA